UGACUUCCAAUGACGUUUUUCUCGUUAUUUUUCACCUUUCGAAGAGUACAGAAUAAUUUUACUGGAUGAAUUGUUUCUAUGCGGUUGUUUGUUAACGCGUUUAUUCGAUUUGUAGUGCUAGUUAUAAUAGUUGUGCUUUAUUAUAUCGUUUCAUCUUGCGAAGAAUGGCUGACGAUAUUAAGACGGUUCUAGCCAAACUGAACUCGAUCGAGAUUACGGUCGAAGAGAUCACCAAAAAUGUAGCGAGCAUAAAAAAGUCGAUAGAGAAACUAGAAGAACAGGUAUCAAAUUUGAGUAAAAAUCAAGAUAUGGCGAAUUUGAAAAUAGAAAAUUUGAAGAAGAGUAAUAAAGGUCUUCGUCGUUCGGUCAACCAAUUAGAACAACACGCUUGUAAGAACAAUGUGAUUAUCUUCGGAGUUCCCGAGACGAAAGGCGAAAAUAUCAGAAAAAUUAUAUUCAACAUUGCGGAAAAGUUGGACAUCCAGUUGCAUGAUUAUGAUAUAAUAGCUGCCAAUAGAUUACUUACCAACUCACGGGGUACACCAGCUAUUUUAGUGCAGUUGAACGAUAGGGAUAAAAGGAGCCAGUUUAUCAAACAGUCUAAAGCUAGAAAAUUGAACGCGAAGAAUCUGGGUUUCAACUCCAAUGAGAAUAUUUAUGUAAAUGAACAUUUAACGAAGCAUACGAUGAGCUUGUUCAAGAAAGCCAAGGCGCUAUGUGAUGAAGGCAAAAUCCUAUCGACGUGGUCGUUCGAAGGCAACAUUUACAUAAGGAAAUCAGAGGGAUCAGAAUCUACGAAGAUUUAUGAUGCUGAUCAGCUGGAUAAUUUCAUCAGAAUCGUGUGUCCGAGUAAACUGAAGAAAAUGGGUCUAUAUUGUAAGCUCUAAUAAUUCUAUUCAACUUGAUCCUUCUUACCUACUGAAAAAAUUCCCUCCUUUUGGAAACAGUCUGAUACGUUUAAUAUUCAAAAGGUGACCUCCACAAU
Molecule: messenger RNA, 985 nt
Organism: Planococcus citri (citrus mealybug)
Lineage: Eukaryota; Metazoa; Arthropoda; Insecta; Hemiptera; Pseudococcidae
Exons: 1
Coding region: 165-887 (240 amino acids)
Source: RefSeq, a predicted model, not a curated record